CGAGCGCACGCUAAUGACGUGAAAGACGUCAAUUGAGCGCGCCACAGUGAACUAACGUUUCCGUUCCAAAACCCGACACUUUAAUCGACAUGGCAGCGACCGUUUCUGUGUUUAAUAGAGCAAGACGCGGCUCAAAAUUAGGCUCUGAGCAUCAAGGCGGCGACGUUAUUCAGGUGGAAGCCCGAGAGGAUGAAGAGCAGUGCAUUAAGCUGGCGGAGAUCCUUGAGCUUCUUUUGGCUGCCGGAUAUUUUCGGGCCCGCAUCAAGGGACUGUCAUCUUUUGAUAAGGUGGUCGGCGGAAUGACUUGGUGCAUCACUACGUGUAACUAUGACAUUGACGUUGAUCUUCUUUUUCAAGAAAACUCAACCAUCGGCCAAAAAAUAGCUUUGACUGAGAAAAUUGUGUCUGUUUUGCCAAAAAUGAAAUGUCCUCAUCUCCUGGAGCCUCAUCAAAUCCAAGGGCUUGAUUUUAUUCAUAUUUUUCCAGUGAUACAGUGGCUAGUGAAGCGGGCCAUCGAGACUAGAGAGCAAAUGGGCGAUUACGUGAGAGCCUACUCCAUAUCUCAGUUCCAGAAGGCCUUCAACCUUCCAGAGGAUGAAGAGUUCCAUCAAAGAAGAGGCAAGGCAGUGGGAGCAGUUCUUGAUAUCCUGGAAGUAUACAAACCACAGAGAAAAUACAGAAGGCAAAAGGAGGCAGGGGAACUACUGGAUGAGGAGUCCAAGGUUCACUCUACAUUGCUGGAAUAUGGCAGGCAAUAUGGAUUCAGCAAACAAGAUAAGUCAGGUGAAAAAAUGGCUUUGACAACGAAAGACUCUGUGAAACAGUUGUCAGAGGAAGAAGUUCAGUGGGCGGCGGAGGAGAAGCGGAUCAAAAGUCUGAUGAACACAAUGGCCGCCAUGGCCAAUCUAGAGGGCCAGCUGACAGCAAGCACAGUGGGGCAUAUUGUGGGACAACAGUCUGAAGAGAUCAAACAGAUCGCUUCUGAGUAUGCUGAGAAACACACGGAGGCAUCGGAGGACUCUUCAGAGUGGUAUGGCCCACUUCACCAACACCUCAGAGCUGUUGCCUCUCUGAACAAACAGAUCCAGCAGAUGAUUAACCAGCGUGCUGAGCUAAAAGCCCAGCAUGCCGAAGUUAAGAAAGGCUGCGAUGAAGCCAAGAUGAAGCUGACUGAGGUCACCGAGCGGUCGGAUAGACUGAUGAAUGAGGUGAUGAUUUUCGAGGACGUGGAACGUCAGGCUGACCACAACAUGCUCGAGAAGCUGAGGUCUCUGGUCACAUCGAAUGAAAACUUGAAACUUCAAGAGCAGGAGUUUCGUACCCACUGUAAAGAUGAGAUGGUCCGCCUGCAGCAGAGUAUUGAAAAUUUAAGCGCAGCAUCCGGAGUUGGUACAGAGGAGGAGAAGGAGAGAAACCAAUUGAUUGACAAACAGCAUAAUGCGGAUAGAGAGAAGCUACAGAAGGUCCGUCUGCUUAUGGCUAGGAGGAAUCGUGACAUUGCCGUUUUGCAGAGAAAGAUCGACGAAGUGCCUUCCCGUGCAGAACUUGCACAGUACCAGAAGAGAUUCAUUGAGCUCUAUUGCCAAGUUUCUGCAACGCACAAAGAGACCAAACAGUUCUUCACCUUGUAUAAUACAUUGGAUGACCAGAAAGUUUAUCUCGAGAAGGAGGUUAAUUUGCUGAAUUCCAUUCACGACAACUUCCAACAAGCCAUGUCCUCUUCAGCCGCAAAGGAACAGUUCCUCAGACAGAUGGAGCAGAUCGUGGAGGGAAUCGGACAGAGUCGUAUCAAGAUGGAGAAGAAAAAGCAGGAGAACAAAAUGAGGAGAGAUCAGCUGAACGACAAAUACCUGGAGCUGCUCGACAUCCAGAGGCUUUAUUUCCAAACCGUCAAAGACUUUCAAGAGGAAUGCCGAAAGAACGAAAUGCUGCUGUCCAAGUUGAGAGCAAAAGGAGCACCUUAGUUAUAUUGCUGGAGAUUCUGAACCGACUGACCGGGACAAGAUCUGCGGUGGGCCACCUUCCUGGAGGCGUUUCUAUGGAUAAUUCUGCAUCGACCGACUGGACCCAUCGAGUUUUGAGGAGGGUCCGCUUCUCCAAAGGAGUCUUUCUGCAGCGCUUCAUCUUAUUAAAUCGCUACUCACACUAUUCUAGUUAACAUUGUGUAGCUUCAAAUUAUGCAGCCACGUCAUCCUGUAAGAGGGAUUCCCCCGUCUUCCCCAUGGUUCUUUGUCACCUGGCUUGUGAAGCCUUGUGAGUUGUAUGUAUGCAUAUAUAAUGUAACUUCACUUGCCCCCCACCAGGCCCCCAAUCGUGAUAUUGUUCUUGUAAUAUUCAAAUCUAUAUACUGUUGGCUCAAAAAGUACCCAAAAAUGAUGUCACAGUUUCUCAAGGCUCAGGUAAUUACCAAUCACAAUUAUGAUUCAGCAAUCACGACUCACCUGUUUUCUGAAUUUGAUCAUUUGACCUUCGCAUGCCCGAAUGUUCUUGGGAUGGAUUAAAAUGGGUAGAUUUUGCUAUUUAAUUCAUAUUCGACAAACACAAUCAGAAUACCGUUUUUUGACUAGUGGGGCUGCAUCGAACAUAAUCUUGUAACAAAAUCUUGUGACUUGACUUCCCCUUUAAAACCAUACGACUAUCUUAAAAGUGUGCAACUUUGUGUCUUUAAAACAUUUAAUUCCCCCACUUUUUCCCCAAGAUGUGUUGUUUUAUUCUCAUUCUCAUAUUACAACAUUUUC
Hippocampus comes (tiger tail seahorse) is the source of this 2738-nucleotide messenger RNA. RefSeq names its product CCC complex scaffolding subunit CCDC93 (gene ccdc93). The record is from RefSeq and is a predicted model, not a curated record. The transcript is spliced from 2 exons. NCBI's taxonomy places the organism in Eukaryota, Metazoa, Chordata, Actinopteri, Syngnathiformes, Syngnathidae. Gene Ontology annotation, biological process: Golgi to plasma membrane transport. The coding region runs from base 90 to 1964 and encodes 624 amino acids.